Messenger RNA from Odontomachus brunneus, 734 nucleotides. Its product is annotated as putative nuclease HARBI1. The record is from RefSeq and is a predicted model, not a curated record. The transcript has 6 exons. Bases 57 to 734 code for a protein of 225 amino acids. NCBI's taxonomy places the organism in Eukaryota, Metazoa, Arthropoda, Insecta, Hymenoptera, Formicidae.
AUUACCUGAUAUCUGUAUCACAACCAGGUACUAGCAGAGCAAUAAAAGCAGUAGCGAUGGGUAUUACACAAUUGCUUGCCAAUGAGUGGAUCAAAUUCCCAAAUACAAAUGAAAAACGAGCAGCUUUAAAAGAAAGAUUUCAAAAGGAAAGAAAUUUUAAAGGAGUAAUAGGCUGCAUAGAUUGCACUCAUGUUGCUAUUGUAAGACCAACACAUCACGAGGAAUCAUAUUUAAACCAUAAAGGUUUUCAUUCCAUUAAUGUUCAGGCAAUAGCAUCACACGAUUUGGAAAUCUUAAACAUCAAUGCCAGAUUUCCUGGAAGUGUCCACGAUAACUUUAUAUGGAGAUAUUCUGCCGUAAGUGAUUUUAUGCAACAAUUUUAUGAUUCCGGAGAUCGAUCAACAUGGCUUUUGGGCGAUGCAGGUUACGGUUUGGAACCUUGGCUGAUGACACCUAUCACAGAUGCAGCAGCAGAAAGCGCAGAAGCAAGAUAUACGCAGUGUCACACAUCUACAAGAAAUUGUAUCGAAAGAACUUUUGGACUUUUAAAAAAUGUGUGGAGAUGUCUUCUUAGUCAUCGUUACGGUUUGGAACCUUGGCUGAUGACACCUAUCACAGAUGCAGCAGCAGAAAGCGCAGAAAAUAUGAUAUUAACGAAGAGAGUGAAGCUGCAGCCGUGCAAAGAGCUGCACUUCAACAGAAUAUUGAAGCACAUAAUCGCGUUAGAGCGUUAG